AUGUUCCUGUACAUAAAAAUUCGUGUACAACAAUAUUAAAACAUAUCCUAGAAUUCGACUUUUUGUUAGUCUUGUUAACAACGGAGUAGACUUGAUUCGUUCGCUUCAUCAAAAAACGUAAACGUUGAAAUUCGCAUAAAAAUGAAAAAUAAUUCGAUUUAAAACAUUUUGAUCCGAAUAUGGUAUCGAGUCUGAAUUUGUCGGUCAACCGACAACGAAAUUAUCGACGACCAAUAAAAAUCGGGUAUCCAGUUACUUGCAUAUAGGUGGCGUGAUACGUGGUAAUUAUAUAUAACGAAAAAAAAAAAAAAAAGAAAAAGAAAAAAGAAUCAACGAUCGAAUUCCGUUAUCCUUUUCCGAAAUAUCGGAAUAUACAAAUCCGGUAGAGAAUUCGUAUAUAUCUCGAUACGCCAAUUUAAAGUCGUAGAACAUAUAAGGGCGUACUACGCUGCUCGAUCGAUACAAUAUCACGUAUCGUCGUAACGAAGGAAUACGUACAUACGCAAGAAAAAAAAAAAAAGAAAAGAAAGAAAAUAUUAUCAUUUUCGUAAAGCAUAUGCAUAGAACGUAAUAGAUAAAACGACGAUAUAUCUUUGCUCGAGUAAACAUUAAAAUCGUAUACCUUUGAUAUUACUACGAACAAAGAAAAGAUUCUCGUAAUCGAUCAAGACAAGAACAAAGAGCAAAGAAGAAGUAUUUUCGAAACGAGAAAGUGGCAAUCGCAAAAAGGGAGGAGACUUUUAGAAGCGUCUCGAAAUAUGCGGUUAAAUGUAUAAGAAAUAAUGCUUUUACCAUGACCAUUCGCGAGAGCCGGCUUCUUCCGAAAAUCGAAUAAUCUGGCGUCGUAGAGGCUCGAACAAUUGCGUCCUCCGAAAUUCCCUCGGCAACAGCGACGUUGAAUUAUCGUGUCGUCCUUCAGAGGACGCUGCUGGCGACGUCGCAGGAAGGCAGGAGACCAAUCGCAGCACUUGGCAACGAACGGCGGGAUAAGACGGAGCACGCCAUUGGUCGAAGGAUCGUCGAGCGACUCGUGGUGGGACAACGGAUAAACAGUUUUCAAAGUUUCGAAGUGUCCUCAAGACGUGUGGGGGUAUCCGCUGGGAAGGGGUAGCGGUGCCGCGUGCGUGUAUUUCCCGCUUCUUGCUUCAGCCAGGCAGACAGCAGCAGCAGCAGUAGCAGUAGUGGCAGGAGGAGCGUAGCACGGAGUAUACGUGUGGCAGUUUAGACUUUGUGAGAGUGUGUGUGAGAAUAGUGUGUGUUAGUGCGUCGUACGUAUCUCUUUCGAAAGUGAAAAACUCGAUUAAUUCGGAAUGACGUUUCGAAGUCGCUCGGAAAGGAUGGACCACGAUUAUGUUCUAUUGUCCUGACGGUACAAUCUCGCGACAAGAAAGGACGUAUACGUGUUUUUUUUCGGACAACGAUAUCCCCCGGAGGCUUUUGUUUACAGACGCGCGAAGGGCUGACUCUCCGUCUUUCUUGCUUUCUCCGUUCCUCUCGGCGCUCUGCCUUUCUCUAUCUCCCUCUCUCUCUCUUUCUCCGUACAUCCGUCCGUCUCUAUCUCGCUCGAGGUAGUCGGGAUCGGCCGUCGUUUCCCGCGCUAAGCACGUGAGAUAAGUACAACGUAGAAGCGAGAAGAAAUCGGUAAAAGCGAGAGAAUAGCGAUUUGUACAGGGGCGAGAGGAAAGUGCGUCGUACGUGUCGUUUUACGAUGGAUCCGACGUUGUUGUGUAAUGCGUAGAAAAAGUAGCCGAUAGAUCCAGAGAGAGAGAGAGAGAGAGAGAGAGAAAAGUUUCGAAUCGUGCGUGCGUACGUAAGUACGUACGUCGAGGACACACGCGUCGUUCGGUGCUACGUAAUAUGGUGCUUUCGUACGAUUCAGAAAUCGUUCCCAGGAAGAGGUAGUCCACGGUCGACACCGCGAUACGCCGGUGAGACGUCUUUCGCGGCAACGAAGAGGCGGGAAAAUUCGACAGGAUGGAGGAUGAAAUCAACGCGAAUUUGGGAGAGCCGGCUCACGUCGCUUUCGAUAUAAGCAGGAACAACUCUCACGGUUCUCAUGACAGCGUUGACAGUGGUUAUUUAACUCUGACACCUCAUUCCGGUGUUUACACUCCUAUAAUCGCAGGAUGCAAAUCGCGCGUCACUCCUUUAAAAAGGCAUCAUCGGAUCCGUCAGGACCCCUGGCAAUCGGAUCGCGCUCAACGUCAUCGUUCAAAGUUUAAUCAAUUGCUGAGUAACAGUCAUAACAACGAUCGUUUCAUUUCCGAAAAUCAAAAUUGUGCGUUCUCGUCCUUGGAAACUUCCAACUCGAGUAUCUCCGACCAAAGCCACGGCUUGGAGCAUCCCAGUCCAAGUUGCACCACUCGGUAUGGAGACUUUGGCGAGCCACCUACCAGCAGUAUUUAUGGAUCGUGGAGAACUACCGUACCGGUAACGCCGGCUUCUGCCAGUUUGCAAAUUCUUUCUCCUCCACCUUCUCCAGCAGUUCCUUCCUCGGCGGUACCGUCUUCUUCCUUUAUUGCCUCCGAACCAAUAGAGGAGGAUGUGGAGAUGAAGCUAGUCAUUAUGCCGCAGAGUACACCCCAGGAAACUAAUUCUACGCAUCAAACUCUAGCACCUUGCAUCGCGCGUUCUCCUACCGGUAGAAAAACUAAUACGGCGUCCUCCGUCGAGGGUCAGAAACUGCUGAGUAAACUUUGCAUCGUCGAUAUACCUUCUAUAGCGGAGAUAAAGCCCAAGAGGUUGGAUUUCAGUCAUCGCGCGUUCUCUCUGGCGUUACAUCGUACUAGGACUAGGAUAGAUUACACCGGUAGAAAAACUGUGGAUCUUCUGGCGCUACUAGGAGAGAAGAGUAAUCAUUGGAGGAUAAUCUCAAAAAUUCUGUGCUUCUUGGGACCGCAGGAUCUUUGUUCGAUAAGCAUGGUGUCCAAAGUGUGGAGGAGAAUUUGCGUAGAGGAUUCCAGAGCCAAUACCAGAAGACUGAGCCACAUAAUACUCAGGCAAAACACUAAGGAGAAUUUGAAAUUAAUAAAGAAAGUCAAAAUGGAUAUGGAUACCCAGGGCAGUCCCAGAAGCAGAUUCGUCAGGAAAGGAUGCUUGAUGGAGGUUCAGAACUUGGUCGUUUCUUCCCAGCAAAGACCACCCAACAGCCCUCCCGUGUCUCCGAGCAAAGUCAAAUUCCACUCUUUCGUUAAGGCUAGUCGUACACUCGCACCAUGGGAGCAUUUACUACCAUGCCCGAGAUGUUCUUUUCCUUGCCACGUCGACGGCGAGAAGAACGUGGGAACGUGCUCGAGGCAGGGUUGCUCGAUGGAGUUUUGCACGUCGUGUUCUUCGAGGCCCCAUACAGGUCCUUGCAAGACGCCCCUCUUGGCCACGCCAACGAAGCGCAAUAAGCGGCUCGUCGUCGGUUCCAGGCAGAGCAAGCGAAACCUCAGAAGGUUGUAACAAAGAUGACGAGAAGGAGGAAGAAGAAGAAGGAAGAAGAAGAAGAAGAAGGAGAAGAAGAGGAAAGUGAGAAGGAGGAGGAAGAAAGAAUAAAGAAAAAAGAAGAUAUAAAGAAAAAAUUAUGAUGAUGAUGAUGAUGAUGAUGAUAAUGGAAAAAAGGGCGAAACUUUGAGAAGGAAGAAGAAACGAUGGAAGACUCGUCGUCGGUCGUUCUGCAUAAGGAAAUAAAAAAUAAAAAGGAGGAGAAAGAAGAAAAUAAAAAAUAAUCAAAAUAAGAUCUCAUAUCCGAUCAAUGAUCCCCGAUCGAUGGAGUUUGGUCGAUCAUCGAAAAGAAAAGAGAAAGAAGAAGAAGAAGAAGAAGUUGCCUUUACCUAUCAAGCUCUCUUCUCCUGUAAUAUCACGGUAUAAGGAUAAUCGUAGGAGCGGCACGAAGUUUCAACCUCAAAUUACGGCCUUGAUCGAGAAAGGUAUUCGCCAUGGCUCGGCUCUCGCACCACGUAUGUAGUACGUUUACGCGAGAGAGUCGUGGCCUCUCGGUACUUUCUUUCUCUCUCUCUCUCUCUCUCUCUUGCCGUCUCUCUCAGAAGCAGCAGAAGCCACCGGUGCACCUGAGCCCCAGCAACUUCUGGGACCUGCUCCGUUCGUUAUUAUCGGCGAGUUGCAAGGGCCCUGUCGUUUUCGUCGAAGGAGAAAAAGUGGGAGGCGGUUGUUUGCCAAGACGGAGAGAGAUAGAAACAGAAAGAGAGAAAGAGAGAGAGAGAGAGAGAGAGAGAGAGAGAGACAGAGAGAGAGAGAGAGAAAGAGGAAGUGAGAUUAGCAAAGGGUGGACCAGAGAAGGAAAAGAGAAAGAGCGAAAAUGAGAAACCAUAAAGCAAUGUCGUAAAACUCUCCUCUCGAAAGAGGGAGGGGGAGCAGAUGGGGCGGGAUAGGAUGGGUGGAGGCAGGUCGUCGCGCCCCCGGAUAUUUCUUACUUUAUUUUCUUUUCCUUCUUUUUUUUUUCUUUCGUCUUUUCUUCUCUUUUUUCCCCCCUUCCUUCCUUAUUUCUAUUUUUUUUUCUUUCUUUCUUUCUUUUCCUUUUCCCUUCUCGACGACGCAUCGGACGAACUCUCUUUUAACGAAGAGAAGAAGCCCCCGGUACCCGAAUACCUCUUAAUGGAGAGCGAGAUCACCUUGCACGCCGAUCGCGAAACGAGAGAACACCCUUCUCGUUUCUAUGGCUUUCUAUCGCUUUCGCGCUCUCAUUCUUCAGAAAGAACUUGUGCCAAACUCCUAUCGUUCUCUCUUCCUCAACGUUUUUCCUCCUGUGUUUCAUUUAUCACGACGUUUUUAUCGUUUAUUUCCUCCACUCGUCGCCUCCUCCCUAAUCUCACUCUAAAAUUUCGUCCAUUUUUUAAAUUUCCUUUUUUUUUGUUUUUUGUUUUUUAUAUAUUGUCGACGAUGGAUAAUAUGUUUUUUGCUCGUUAAUUAUUUGUCUUCGUUUUAUCUUAAUAUUUGAUUUUUAUUCUCUAAGGAUUCGAUGCUUCGUUUUUUUUUUCUGUGUCUCCUCUUUGAAGAAGAAAAGAAAGAAAGAAAGAAAGAGAAUGAGAUUUAAAAAGAGAAAACAAGAACUCUUCGUCGUUCUCAUUCUUCGUUCUCGCGCGUAAUGAUUUUAUCGAUCAAAACAAACGCUCCCCAUUUCCUUCGUUUACUUGACAAAUUUAUUCGACUAUCAAACCUCUAACCAUCGACGAGCCGAAAACCUUGUUUCGUAUGGUUAAUCUUCGAGAAUGUAUCGUUAUCCUCGCCAUUUAAUCGUCGCAUCAAUUUGUCAAAGAAAAUAAAGGAACUCCGAACGUAAAUAUUUUAACUUUUACGACGCGCCAUUAACGUUUCAAGUUAAUUUUUUUCCUGAUUUCUACUUAAGCGUAUUCUAAGGAAAAUAGAGAAGAUAAAAGAGAGAGGGAGAGGGAGAGAGUAAGCGUGUAACUCUUCUUUUCAUUUUUACGAGGGAAGGGAAGUCUUCUAGUCUCGUUUGUGAAAAACGACGAAGACAUACGAAAGAGAGGAUUAGGAUUGCGUUUUUAUGAUUCGUUCGUGCCUCGCUUUCGCGGCAUUGAGAAAAAGGAAAAAGAAAAAAAGAAAGAAAGAAGUUAAGCUAAGAGAGUUUAUGUCGUAUAAAAGAUAUUUGUAAAAAAGAUUGUUAAUAGAAAUUAGAGAAAAGAGUGUAAGAAGAAUUAUAGACCGUGCUGAGAGAAUUUAAAGAGAGUCGUGUGCCAUAUUGAAAACGAUAUUUGGGAUAGAAACCGGUACGAGAAGUACAUUUUUAUGUGCCAUCGUUUUUUUUUUAUUUUUUAUUUUAUUUUUAUUUUUUUUUUUUUUUUUAUUAAUUUUGCGCCAUAAUAAUUGCCAUAAUAUUAUCUUCUUUUUUUAUUUUUUGUUUUUCCUUUGAAAAGGAGAAAAUAUUGAAAUAUUCUCAUCUCUCGUCGGAAAAUCUAAUUUUCUUCUUAAGAAGCCAUAUUUGUUUUCAGUUAUACGAUAUCAUCAUUGGAAAAGAGUCUGAAACAUCUCUCCACGUGUAAUUUCUAUCCUGCGUAUACUCUUGCUUUUAAGAUUUUAAGGCAACGCUAGUUUCCUUUGUUAAAUAAGAAAAAAGAAAAAGAAAAAAAGGAAAAAGAAAAAAAUGGUCUUUCUCUGUACCGGUAUAUACGCUGGAAACGCAAAGACUGCUUGUAAAUAACCGAGUGCAUAGUAAUAUAUUUUGUAUUUCGUGUGCGUGUGUAUUGGCGUUUAAGAGAUAUCGCUAGAAAAAAGUUAAUACUAGCAAAAUAGUAUUCUUUUCUUUUCUUCUUUUUUUUUGUUUCGUUUUUUUUCUGUAUAUUUUCUUUAAAUAAUAUUUACCAUUUCUUUUUAAUAUCUACAUUGUAUAUUAUAUAUAUAUGUAUAUACAUACACACACAUAUAUAUAUAUAUAUAUUUAAUAAUCUCCGGAUACGAGAUGUCAAUGAACGUUUCUCUGGGAUACACGCUUUGUGAGCAAACUAUCAAAUUACCGUAGUAUUAGCGUAUACAUUAUUUUUUUUAAAUUUUUUCCCUUAAUUCUUAAUUCGAAAUCUUCCGCAUGAUUUGUUUUACAAAACGAAAUAAUAAACGCGAGACAAUGAUCUUCAUGUGUCAGUAAAAUUCGGUUGCAUGAUAAUUGCAAAUUGUAUAUGUAUUUUGUACGCCUGCGCUUAAAUAUUUUACGAGCAUAAUUUUUAUACUCUGUCGUUAAGGUUAUUUCUUAAAAAAAAAAAAAAAAAAAAAAAAAAAAACACAAAAAAAACAAAAAAUCCAUAAAAAACAAAUGAAAUGAUUAUUUUUUUUCUUUUCGAAUCUCAAUUUAUAAAUGCGAGCAGCACACGCACAAGACAUUUCUGUGAUAAGGGAUGCUAUCAUUCCAGUGUGCAUGUUUUUUUCUUUCUU
Vespula vulgaris is the source of this 6888-nucleotide messenger RNA. RefSeq lists its product as uncharacterized. Gene Ontology annotation, biological process: negative regulation of meiotic nuclear division; regulation of mitotic nuclear division. The coding region runs from base 1975 to 3447 and encodes 490 amino acids. The transcript is spliced from 2 exons. The record is from RefSeq and is a predicted model, not a curated record. Gene Ontology annotation, molecular function: protein binding. Lineage: Eukaryota; Metazoa; Arthropoda; Insecta; Hymenoptera; Vespidae. Gene Ontology annotation, cellular component: nucleus.